Molecule: messenger RNA, 767 nt
Organism: Meloidogyne enterolobii
Lineage: Eukaryota; Metazoa; Nematoda; Chromadorea; Rhabditida; Meloidogynidae
Source: the annotation of a GenBank genome assembly
UAUGUAUGUCAACUUUCUAUUGCAAAAUCUUAUCUGUUUUCUUGAAAAAUGACUUUGGGCCAUGUUAUGGCCUGUCAAAGUUUCGGUUUUCGGGAGCGUUUGUGUAUAAGGAUAAAAUUAAGUGUGCUUUUUCUUUUUUUUCACUUUGCUUUCCGGAACCGUUUUUAUCUUAUGUUCAUCCUAUUUUGAUUAUGAUUUGUUUCCUUAAAUUUUUUUAUUUUUCAGGCGGCUUUUCACUUUCGAAUACUACAGGAACUCAAAUAAUUGAAGACCCAGAGGGCGAUUUUACCCGACAACUCUAUCAAUGGUAUCGUGAUCAGAAGCCUUUGCAGGAAAUCAAAUCUUUAACUAUCAAAACUGAUUUUGCUACAGUUAUUGAGCGUGAUCUCCGUUUGAUUGGUCCUCUUUUGCAACACGGAAUCGACCGAGACAGUGAAAAGGGUCAAUAUCUUUAUAUUAAAGGAAUGGUGAAUGCUGUAAAGACUGAACAAGCUAUUUAUCAGGCCUGUCCUGUAAAAGGAUGCCGCAAAAAAUUGCAAAUGGAAGGUAAUCAAUAUCGUUGUGAAAAAUGCAAUCAAACAUUUGAUAACUAUUCGAAUAUUCUUAUGCUUCAACUUGAAGUUGCUGACUUUACUGGGACUGUUUGGAUGACUAUGUUUGAUGAAUUGGCGACAUCUUUGCUUGAGACGUCCGCCGAUGAAUUGGCUCAAUUGCAGAGAGAUGAUGUAAUUUUAAGUUUUUUUGUUAGAAGGGUUGGCAGAUUAUAG